This is a messenger RNA of Batrachochytrium dendrobatidis JAM81, 652 nucleotides long. RefSeq lists its product as uncharacterized. The record is from RefSeq and is a predicted model, not a curated record. The coding region runs from base 40 to 630 and encodes 196 amino acids. Lineage: Eukaryota; Fungi; Chytridiomycota; Chytridiomycetes; Rhizophydiales. The transcript has a single exon.
CUCCCAGAAGUGCUUACUCAAAUCCUGCAACCUCACCAUAUGGAUCUCGUACAAACAUCCAGUCAGCUUCGACUGGCGAGUGCUGAAUUAGCAUCAACUACUCCAUUAAUAUCGCAUGCUGUUCUUGAUCCAGCCUAUUCAAAUACAUCGCAGCACAGUUUAUUGACCACGUCGACCGCAACGACAUUGCAUGAUCCAAUAGGCACACCCAGACUUUUAACAGAUAUGAUUGGAACAACAACGCCUAUAAAACAGCCUAUGCUGGGUAUGUUUCAGUUUGAAGACUUGAUAACAAAACCAGAAUGGACAUGCCAGUCUUUAUCCGAUACUACCAAAUUGACAAACCACUUUGAUUCAGAUUCAGUAUCUGAUUACCGUACUCCGGUCUCAUCGUUUGGAGCACUUGAUUCAUCAGUCUGUGUUUCAAACGAAACCACCGCACUUGGAACUUUGCUUCCUUGUUUAUCAACAACAGAGACUCAACCCAUAGAGGAUAUGGAUACCAAGCAUGCGUUGGAAGCUUGUUUAACGUCCAAUACUGAAUUUAAUUUUAAUGAUUCCCAAACAGAUAUGAUUAAUCUAGAAAUUCCCAGUAAUACAGAUUAUGCGUCUCUAUUUACAUUGAUGUAAAAACAGAUGCAUGCCUUUUCGG